CGUGACGUGGCCCCGUCAACACGCAUGCGCACUCAGUCCGUACGUGGCACUUAGACCACGUCUGACUGUCAACUUUUACUAAGUACUCUUAGCUGGUAUUAUACUAUUCUAAAACGUGGUUGAUUGAGGUCAUUGUGUCAUCUGUUUGGAUGCUGACAUUGUCAGUAGAAACUAUAAAUGCUUGGUAAUAGAGCCAUGCUUCAGGGACAGGCCCCAAGCAUGGUGAGUCCAAGACCACCAGGUGGCAUGCCUCCCCAUGGUCCACCUGGUCCUUCUGCUGGGCCAUAUAAACAUGAAAUGCCAGCCCCAAGACCUCCUGGUGGACCUCCAUCAAUGGCAGGAAUGAAUCAACAGAUGAGGGGGAUGAGUCUUGGUCCAUCAGCAGGACCACCUCCUCCACAGGGAUUGCAACAACCCAUGCCUGUGGCAAAUGGCCUUCCUCCUUCUGGGUCCCCAGGUGGGCCUGUGUCUGGGACUUCAUAUCAGCCUCCACCUGGUCCUAUGCCUGGGCCACACUUAGGGCCUAUGCCAGGACAACCUACCAGGCCUCCAUCUGGUCCUCCUCCUGGGGGUUCAGGUGGACGGCCAACACCAUCUUCUACACCUGGUCACAUGUCAAACCCUGGUGCUUCACAGGUGACAUUAGGCUCAACUCCUACACAACUAAUGGCACAACCAAGAGCUGGAACACAAGGUUACCCCCCAUCAUCUGUGGGUGCCACCCCUGGGGGAAGUCAACCAAGCAUUCCAUCAUCUGCAGGGCCUCCUGGGGGAGGCCAACCAAGCUUCCCACCAUCAUCAAUGGGAGGUCCUCCUGGCAUGAAUCAGCCAGGCUUCCCUCCAUCUAUGGCAGGCCCCCCAGGGGGUAAUCAACCUAGCUUCCCACCAUCAUCUGUGGCAGGCCCCCCAGGGGGUAAUCAACCUGGCUUCCCACCAUCAUCUGUGGCAGGCCCCCCAGGGGGUAAUCAACCUGGCUUCCCACCAUCUGUGGGAGGCCCCUCAGGGGGUAAUCAACCUGGCUUCCCACCAUCUAUGGGAGGCCCCCCAGGGGGUAAUCAACCUGGCUUCCGACCAUCAUCUGUGGGAGGCCCCCCAGGGGGUAAUCAACCAGGCUUCCCACCAUCAUCUGAGGGAGGCCCCCCAGGGGGUAAUCAACCUGGCAUUCCACCAUCUAUGGCAGGCCCCCCUGGAAGUAAUCAACCAGGCUUCCCACAGUCUGUAACUGGUCCUCUUGGGCGAGGUCAGCCUGGCUUCCCACCACCAUCAUCAAUGCCUGGUCCUCCUGCAGGAAACCAGCCAAGUUACCAUAUGUCUUCUAUGGCACCUGCAGGACAACCUCAACAACUGUAUACACCAGCUUCAGUUGGAGCACCAAGGGCUGGUAUGCUACAUGGGCCAAGUAUUCCAGCUCAGCCUGGCAUGCCUCCUGGACCAGGCAUGCCUCCUGGACCAGGCAUGCCUCCUGGACCAGGCAUGCCUCCUGGACCAGGCAUGCCUCCUGGACCAGGCAUGCCUCCUGGACCAGGCAUGCCUCCUGGACCAGGCAUGCCUCCUGGACCAGGCAUGCCUCCUGGACCAGGCAUGCCUCCUGGACCAGGCAUGCCUCCUGGACCAGGCAUGCCUCCUGGACCAGGCAUGCCCCCUGGACCAGGCAUGCCCCCUGGACCAGGCAUGCCCCCUGGACCAGGCAUGCCCCCUGGACCACGCAUGCCCCCUGGACCACGCAUGCCCCCUGGACCAGGCAUGCCCCCUGGACCAGGCAUGCCCCCUGGACCAGGCAUGCCUCCUGGACCAGGCAUGCCUCCUGGACCAGGCAUGCCUCCUGGACCAGGCAUGCCUCCUGGACCAGGCAUGCCUCCUGGACCAGGCAUGCCUCAUGGACCAGGCAUGCCUCCUGGACCCGGCAUGCCUCAUGGACCAGGCAUGCCUCCUGGACCCGGCAUGCCACCCAGACCUGGUGCUCCCCCUGGACAAGGGGUUUCUUCUCAAGCAGGUAUGCCCCCUGGGCAUAAAUCAGGAUUGCCUCCACCACCUAGUCAGGGAGGUCCUCCAGUAAAUGGUAUGGGUAACAUGCAGACAAGGUACCCAGGUAAUAGUGCAGGUGGACCAGGGCCAGGUGGUUACUCAGGUGCUCCACAAGGCCAAGGACGCCGUCUUAAUCCUGAUGAUAUGCCAAGUCCCUUACAGGUUAUGGAGGAGGAUCGUCAAUGCAGAAGUGGAGAAUUUAUCACAAAUAUGAAAGGUCAGGUACCACCGCUGGUCACCACAGAGUUUACUGUGAGAGAUGGAGGCAAUGCAUCUCCACACAAUUUGAGGUCUACAAUGUACAGUAUCCCUCACACACCAGAACUGAUGAAGCAAACACAUGUUCCUUUUGGCCUUGUAAUUAGCCCUCUUGCAGAGACAAGGAGUACAAACAGUCCACUAUAUAUUGGUACCAGCAUGGAAAAUGGACCAGUCAGGUGUAAUAGAUGCAAGGCUUAUAUGAGUCCGCUGAUGCAGUUCAUGGAUGGAGGUCGAAAGUACCAGUGCAAGCUGUGUCGAGGUGUGGUUGAAGUUCCAAAAGAGUAUUUCUGCCACAUGGAUGGUCAGGGAUCACGAGCAGAUAAAUUUCAGCGACCAGAAUUGUGUUGUGGUUCUUACGAAUUUCUUGCCACUGCUGAGUAUUGUCGGGAGAAGCAGUUACCCAAGGAGCCAGCAUUUAUAUUUGUCAUGGAGAUCAAUCAGUUGAUGAUGCAGCGAGGUGUGAUUCCUCUCUUGUGCCAGAACAUGAAAGAUAUUCUCCAGCAUCUUCCCCGAGAUUGCAUCAGUGGUACCCUCUCCCCUGAAUCAAAUAUGAAAGUUGGCUUCAUAACAUAUGAAUCUAAUGUCCACUUUUACAAGCUUGAUGGACAAGCCCCAGAAAUGUGUGUUGUAUGUGAUCGUGAUGAUAUGUUUGUUCCAGUGCCUGGAGGAGUUCUUUGUGAUGCUAAAGAAGCUGCUGAUAAUAUUGAUAAACUUAUGGAAUGCAUUCCUGAGAAUUUUAAAGCCACACGAGAAACCUCAGGUGCACUUUCUUGUGCAAUUCGUGCUGGAAUGGAAGCCCUAAAGGCUUCUGGCAGAGUAGGAAAAUUAAUUGUGUUUCAUUCUUCAUUACCAGUAGGUGGGGGAGUGGGUAGCUUAAAGAUGCGAGAGGACAGAAAACUGCUUGGCACAGAAAAAGAGAAGCAUGUAUUGAAUCCACAAGGUACUUUUUACAACAACCUCGGGCAGGAUCUUGUAGCAGCUGGCUGUUCUGUAGAUUUGUAUAUUUUUAAUGAUAGUUAUGUUGAUUUGGCCACAAUUGGACAAGUGGCAAGAUUGACAGGAGGCCAGUGUUAUAAGUAUACUUUCUUCCAGUCGAAUAAGGAUGGUCCAAGGUUUUUAGAUGACCUGAAAAUCAAUGUUGGACGUAACAUUGCCUUUGAUGCUGUGAUGCGGGUGAGGACCUCACAGGGAGUUAGACCUGUAGAGUUCUUUGGUCACUUGUUCAUGUCAAAUACAACUGAUAUAGAACUAGCCAGUAUAGACUCCAGCAAGGCUAUAGCUAUAGAAGUAAAGCAUGAUGACAAGCUAACAGAGGAAGAUGGUGUAUACAUACAAGCAGCUCUUCUCUACACAUCCUGCAGUGGACAGAGGCGGCUUCGCAUUAUCAAUCUGGCUCUUGGUGUAUGCACGCAGAUGGCUGAUCUGUUCAAGAAUUGUGACCUUGAUACAUUGAUGAAUUUCUAUAGCAAGCAAUCUAUUGUAAGAUUAUUAGACACCAAUGCAAAACAGGUAAAAGAAAAUUUGAUUGCCAAGACUGCCAAUAUACUAGCCUGCUACCGUAAAAACUGUGCAUCCCCAUCCUCUGCUGGGCAACUUAUUUUACCAGAAUUGAUGAAACUGUUGCCAUUGUAUGUUAACUGCCUCAGCAAGUGUGAUGCAAUUAGUGGAGGGCAGGACAUCCCUUGUGAUGAGCGCUCCUGGCAGAUGUAUUUCUUAUCAACAAUGUCAGUUGACGCUUCUGUACCAUAUCUCUAUCCCAGACUCAUUCCACUUUCUGAUGAUGAUCCACAGAACACUGGGAUUCCUGCACCUCUACGUACAUCCUAUGACAAACUUCACCCUGAAGGUGUCUUUUUGCUGGAGAAUGGUGUACAGAUGUUUGUUUGGGUUGGAUCAAACACCCCUGCAACAUGGCUGAUGGAUGUGUUUGGGGUUAAUGCUCCACAUCAACUGGACCCAGUAAUGGCAGAAUUACCUGAUAUUGAUAAUCCCACAUCAAAAAGAGUGCGUGAAAUUACUGCUGCAAUUCGUGCUCAAAGGAAAAAACAUGUCCGGAUGUUUGUAGUUCCACAGCAAAGUAAACAUGAGGUAAUAAUGCGGAACUACUUGGUUGAGGACAAGGGCAUGUAUGGUGCCCCAAGCUAUGUUGACUUCCUUUGUCAUGUACAUAAGGAAAUCCGUGCUCUUCUUUCCUGAAAUCGGUGGCAGCACUACCCAUGGCCAUCAUCAUCACAGUUGGUUGGGUCAUCCCCCUCCACCUAUCCAAGCUAUUCAAGUGAAAUCUCUUCUACCCAGUUGACCAACAAUUCCACCACCCCUACCUCUACCAGCAAUUUUAGUAGUCAGACCCCUACUCCUGGUCACCCUACCAUUCCCUGUGCAACAGCUUCUAAACGUUGUCUUUCUGAUGGUGCCUCUUCACUAUUUGAAAGAAAUACCAGCUCCCAUACCUUGAACACACCCACUUCUGCUGCUAGUGUAUGUGGCGGCCAAGUUACAUACCCAAAAGUGGCAUUUACACUUGACAACUGGCAUUGAAGACCCCGUGGUUAUGUUCCCAUGAUCCAGCUAUUUUUUUCUUGUGCAUCAAUACCCAAAUUAUUAUGCCAAAAUUAUUUCAUUGUGUAACACCUUUUCAUUCCGGGAACUAAUAAUUAGUUCUGGUUACCCUCACUUAAAAAAAACAAAAAACAAAGGUUAUACUCUACUUAUAAAGAAUUUUUUUCAUCUAAGGGAUAAGCACAGUAAAAUGUGAAGUUGCCUUACUGUUAUCUUACCUAAAAAUUAUAGCUUAUGUGGGGAUUCUUCAUUAGGUUAUUCUUUAUGAUCCUUAUGUACAUUUUUUUAACUUAUAAGAACCAAGGUCCAUAAAGAUUGCAAGAUUGCAUUGAUAAAACAAUGUAACCAAAACCUAAAAUACUUUAUUUGGCCUUAAUUGAAAGUGUUAUUGUUGUUGUAAAAAUUAAGCUGGAUCAAAUUCAUGGGUAGGGCUGUUUAUACAGGAUAUAUGCUCAGAACUAAUAUCACUUAAUUUUGGGAUAAACUAAUAAGUUUUGAUACUAUUUAUCUUGUAGAUUUGUUAGUAGAGGCAACAGGGAGGAAAUGGGUAGUUGGAUACCCUGUGAAAUUUUGCUAUCUAGAUUUAAGAUAAAGAUUUAUUUUUAUGUAAGAUUGUACUCAAUAGAGAACUUCCAUGUUUAAUGACUUUUUAAUGAACAAUUAUUUUAUGAUUUACAUUACCAGUGGCUUAAUGAAGUAUAUUGCAUUUGUAUUAUAUUUACUUUGUGUCAGUCCGUUUCUUUUGGUAAACAUUUUACUUCCUCUUUAGUUUAUUAUUCAAUCAGUUUGGGAUUUAUUUGGUAAUAAUGGAGUUAUUGUUAAAUGAGGAACAGAUAUUUGCAGUGGUAAAGCAAUUAUAUUGAGCCAGUUUUUCUGGUUAAAUGCAAUAUGUUAUAUUUCAAUGUUAUGUUACAAAGAAAUAUUGUUAGCUUGUC
Messenger RNA from Homarus americanus (American lobster), 5780 nucleotides. RefSeq names its product protein transport protein Sec24D-like (gene Sec24CD). Gene Ontology annotation, biological process: intracellular protein transport; COPII-coated vesicle cargo loading; endoplasmic reticulum to Golgi vesicle-mediated transport. The record is from RefSeq and is a predicted model, not a curated record. Gene Ontology annotation, molecular function: SNARE binding; zinc ion binding. NCBI's taxonomy places the organism in Eukaryota, Metazoa, Arthropoda, Malacostraca, Decapoda, Nephropidae. Gene Ontology annotation, cellular component: endoplasmic reticulum exit site; COPII vesicle coat. The coding region runs from base 178 to 4482 and encodes 1434 amino acids. The transcript is spliced from 10 exons.